GGGGGAGACACUGAGCAAUGAGUCCAGGUUAGGACGGCAGCAGAAAUCUCAGCACAGUCGGUCUGACAGGACCGCAAACCAGGAGUCCGUUAGCUGAAAAAACAACAUGUUUCAUUAGUUAACCAGCUGAGAUAGUUAGUAAGUGUCUAACUAUGAGAGAAGAGUCGAUAAUGUAGGUUUAUUUUGUUAAAGAAGGCUCAGCGUAGAAAGAGUUUGGACGAGUGUUGGCACGAGUGGGUCAAGCUAACUCUGCGUUAGCCACAUUAGCUCGUUUAUGUUUAGUCUGGAUAAUCUUCUGAGUUAGAAAGUCUAACCUAAUUUGACGAGGCCUGACAGUUACAGCUCAGAGUUUAAUUAAAGUUAACGAAAGGAGAUAAUUAGAAAAGUUAAAGUCAAGACGGGAAAUGAUGUCGUCGGUGAUGUUUGAUUCUGGGGAGCAGUUUUGACUUUGGGCUAACCUGGCUAAUCAGCUAGCUCCUCUGCUGCUAACAUGGCCAAGAUCGAAAACGGCCGAAAACUGUCAACAGCGGACACCAGGAGUAUCCAGACUGUGAGCAGCGCCCAUCUGGACGACGAGAGCUCUCUGGGAUCAGACUCUGAGAUAAACGGCUUCACCAGCGACAGACAGACCGAUAAAUAUGGAUUUAUUGGAGGGGCGCAGCAGAGCCCGGAGGGACAGUAAGUCUGACUGAAGACUCUCUUUACACAUUAAAAUUAACACAAUUACUGUUAAAAGUACAGAUCAGGACUGUAGAGGGUCAGCAGUAACUGUAGUUAUGGAGACAAACUUCAGUGUUGAUGUUGGUGUUGUCCUGGUGCUUCUGCACAACAAACCUCCAAACCAGCUGCGUGGCACAGUGAGAGUUUCAGAGCCUCUGAUUCCCUUUAAAACGAGGAUAAUACACAGUUACCCACCUCAACAUGACAUUAUACAACUCAUUUAUCUAAUGCAACACAGUACUGUAUCUCUGCCAUAAAGAAACUCAUACAUUUUCUACUUUUGUCAACUUUUAUGGCCAAUUUGUUCAUUAAAGCUCCAGUGAGGAACUUUAUCCUUGUGCCACUUUAAUAAUAACAAUAAUAAUAAUAAUAUUAAUAAUAAUACACUUUAUUUAUAUUGCACUUUAAAUCUGAGAAAACAGAUCUCAAAGUGCUUACAAAAAAGGCAAUAGUAAAAACAAAUAGAUUUUUUCUUUUUUUAAAUCAUUUGCAAGGAAAGGUCUGAACUAGAUGAGCUUUUUGCUUCAUUCUGUUCCUUCUCAAACUGUUCAUUUUUGACAUACAUAUGUUGUGUUAAUUUAUCUUUGACAUGUACAGUUGUUUGGUGUACAUAUGUAUUAUUUUGUUUGGCGUUUUUGUUUCUAGUUUUUUUUUUUUUUAGUUUGAGAUAAAUAAAGGGGAAAAAAAGAAAGAAAACGACCAAUAAACCAAUAUUACCUUUAAUGAAAUGAUUUCAGGCAAAAGUACUUAUUAAAACUCCUGUGAAGAGUUUUUAACUGUUAUGAAAUUGACCGAAGUUCAAGUCAAUUUCUGUUUAUAAUAAACAAAAGUAAUCAUAAGCAUCAGUAUCAAGAUUGGUUAUUUUUACACCAUACUUUUUAAUAUCUGAAACCAGUGCAAACAGACCUGAUUUUACUUUUUUUGGUUUUAAAUAUUCACAAAAAUUAACUCUUAAAAUUCGGACUGAGAAGAGUUAAAAGAUACAUGCAGGGACAAGAGGAUCAAUGACUACUUUAUCCACAGGGGGCGCCAAAAUUUACCAAAACUAAAAGUUUCUCACAGCAGCUUUAACAUUAAAAUCCAUCACUCACUCAGUAUGUUAACAUGUUCGGAAAAUCUAUGGCAGAGGAAACUGUCAUGUUGUACAGCUGUAAUAGUGACAGUGUUUAAAUUGUUCAAUAUUCUCUGUUAUCCACUCACUGUUGUGUCUGAUUGUUUGAACAGACUCCUGCUCCCUCACAGCAGUUUGACAGUCAAAGUUAUUAUAAAACGAUAUUGUAAGUCUUGUUGCUGAUGGUCUGAUUUGCAUUUAAAGGUCAUCUGUUGUUAAAGUUGUAUUUAACGAUGGUGAUUUACUGAAGUGGAUUACAAUGAAAGGUGUUCCUAAAUGGAAAAUUAAAGGAUAAGGCACACUUCAGCUUACCAUCCAUAACAUCUGAGGAAGGAUAGAGUAUGUGAAUUACCUGUCUGAUAAUAUCAGCAAAAACUGAAAAUGUUAAGGCUUCCCAAAAGUAAUGACAUAUCUGUUGUUGUGGAUUAUAUCAGGUUGUCUUGGUCCACCUAAUGUUGUUGAAGGUGAGUGUAAAUGCUUGAGGAAACCAGAUGAGGAUGGGUUCAAAGUAUGUGGCUUGUUUACUUUCUGAAUCAGUGAUACUCUCUGUCUGGUUUGUUUAUUUUGUGUGUGUCUUGUCUAGUCAGUGAAGUCAUUUAUUCAUAGCCUCUGAGACAAGAGACAGUGUUUUUUUUCCUCCUCCUCGGAGGGCCUCUCUCUCUUUAGUAACUGGAGGCCUGAAGCCUAAAUCACAGCUCUGAAAAAGUGAAAGAAGGAGUGAGUGAAAGUUGUGCCAAGCGCAGGCUGGCUGGGAGUUUCCUGUUUUCAGGAGUUCUGGCAGACUUGGAGCCUCAGAUUUGGUACCGUGUUUGCAGAGGGCCUCUUUUGGCUCCUGGUUUUAUAGGUGGUCACACACCCAGGUUUAACUUCCACUAUCUGGCAGUGAUUGAAAGUAACUCAUCUUUGGGAGCUGAAACAUAUUGUCGUUGCGUAUAGCCUGCUUCUUUUUUUAAACUCAAAGAGGGCUGUCCCACAUUAAAAGAAAACUCUUUGAAGAACUCUGAGCCGCACAAUUACAGACUAUUGCCAAUGAGAAAAUUACACAGCUGUGUGGAGCGCCGUACCUCCUCCGUAACGUGGGUUACACUUAUGUUUUCUUUUUCCCUCUGGAGAACAUAAUGUGCAGUCCUGAAAUCAUUCUCAGAUGAAACUAUAUCGCACAUACAUUCAUAUCUUUACUGCAGCUGUUGGACGUUAAACAGGCGUUACCACCAAAAGCUAAAUCUGUGUUUGUGUCUCUGAUGAUCUCUUUGUAGAGGUUAUUUUUGACUUCUGCGUGAGUGUUGGCCACACACUUCGAUCUUAUUUCACAUGUAGAGUGACGGACAGCCUUUCUGAGGAUCUUUUCUUUUGUCUGCUGUCAAAAACUGUCUUUUUAUGAAAACUUAUCUUCUGAGAGAGUGGCAGCGUUUCGCAGACCUGCCUCCUAAGAGCGCACUAAGUCUCUUAAACUGGAGCUAUUUUAAGAGGCUGAAACAAACAUGACAUAAAAGACUAUUGAACAGUUUAGUAUUUCAAUAAAUCAAUUCAUAUAACCAGAAUAGCCUAAUCCUAAACCUGUAUUUGUUUAUCUAAACUAUAAACUCAAAGAUGCUUAUAUAACUCAUACGUACUGCCUCAGGCUGUGAAAGAACAACCUUUAUAUCUGCUGGAGCGAUUAAAAUAUCAGAUUUUCAGGAUUAUUGUGGCUGUAAACGGUUUUAUUUGGGUGUUAGGAAAAAACAACAAUAAAAACAACUGAAUAAAAUAAAAAUAAGGGUGAAGCAACACAUGACCUCAUGAACUUUACUGAAAAUGAUUCACUCACAGUCAUUAUCUAUUUCUGAGGAUGUUCAAAUUUAUGAAACUUCUCUGGAAAAGACAUUUCCUCAUAGACCAGCUGUUCGCCCACACAUUUACUUUUAUUUUUAUCUGUCUUGUUUUCAGGUUGAUUUAUUUCCUACUUUGUGAAACUGCUUUUAUUUUGAAAUACUGAAAGAAAACAUUUCAAGAACAGUUAGAAAGCAUAACUGUUUUAUUUCUCUAAAUUUUAAACCAUGGGCGGCACAGUGGUGUAGUGGUUAGAACUGUCGCCUCACAGCAAGAAGGUCGUGGGUUUGAAUCCUGGUCAGGGUGUUUAUGUGUGGAGUUCUCAUGUUACUCCGGUACUCGGGGUACUCCGGUUUCCUCCCACACCUCAAAAACAUGCAGAAGUGGGGUUAGGUUAAUCAGCCACUUUCAAAUUACCCGUAGGUGUGAAUGUGAGCUUGGAUGGUCAUUCGUCUCCACUUGUCCAGGGUGUCCCCUGCCUUCACCUGAAGAUGCUGGGAUAGGCUCCAGCCUCCCGAUGACCCCAGGAACAGGAAUAAGCAGUAGAAAAUGGAUGGAUAGAUGAAACUUGUAAACUGUAUAAUUCUUAAGAUGUGCCUUAGUCCUGUGGUCAGUCGUUGGAAGAGCGAAUGUGAAAGAGAAGAAGAAAAUAUGUUUGAUAUUUAACUUCUAAAAGUCAAAGAGUAACCUCCGUCAUAUCUGCUUUUAUUUUAGUGAAUUUUCUUUUUGCUGUUGAGUCGAUUUAAAAUCUUCUUAAACAUCUUAAACUUCAUCUGUGGCUCUUCUUGACAUUUUAUUAUGUAAACUCUGACGCUCUGGGAUCAGUCUAGGAGGCAACAGGACGCCACAACCAUGAGACAUGAAGAGGCUGCAGGGUUACUCUGUGUUUGAAAAUAUAGAUGAUAACUGAAUACAUCAAGAGAGGAAGUUGGUACUGACUUCCUGUUAUUGUCUUUACUUCUGUAUUCAGUAGUAAAAGUAUUGAAUGUGUCAUUUCUGUCAUUUUUUUUCCUCCAGAACUCGAGAAGUCCCUCCAGAGGUGCUCAGGCAGAGGGAGGUGAAGUGGCUGGAAAUGCUCGCUCACUGGGACAAAUGGAUCAUUAAGAGGUUCAAUAAGGUCAGUACCAGGUCCUGACUCUGUGACACAAAGUCUGAACGGGUUUUUCGACCUGAUCUGGUUCCAGAUUGUUUUCUUCACCCAUAUCUCAGCUGGAAUCUCAGUUUUCUCCAGGCUGCAGUUUUUCCCUCCCUCUAUAUUUGUACACAUAAUCAGACGAGGCGGACGGCGUUUCCCCAAGUAUUUGAUUGCACAAGGAAAGGACUUUUGUGGACACAUUGUUUGCAGCGUCAGUCGUCGGACUGGUUUCUCCGCGUUACGCUCUCAGCACUUCAGCACAGACCCACAAGUUUACCUCAUUUCCAUGAGUCAGCAGCGAGGCAGGACACGACCCAUCCCUUUAUCGCACCAUGUGACAAAUUGACAGUCUCAGAUUCAGGGUGGGGCUGUAUUUACUUCCUUUGAGAGAAACCAUGUAAUAAAGGUGCUCGGAGUUUAAAUUAUAACUGUCCCCAAAUGCAACACAGACUCCUACUUGGAAAAAACACCUCAUGAGGAGAAGAAACGACAUUUCUGAGCUGUAAGCAGUUUUCCUCCUUCUGUUGAAUUAGCGAGCUCAAAGGUCCCUGAUCCCUUCUUGUCCUCCUUUAGUCCACAAUAACCGUUGUAGUGGUUUUAAUCCGUAGGGAGGGGUUCACCAGCAUUUUAUAAACUGUAAAUCAGAGUCAAAUCACUAUCAGUGGUUUAUUGAAUCACUCAGAUACGCUGAGAGGUUGUGUCAACAGAAGCUUGUUACUUGGAACAAGAAAUGAAAGCUACACCCUUCGCUGUAACACCACCCACCACAGAGAUGUGGACUAAUUCUAGAGGAGAAUCAGGGUCCAUGAAAGUCUCGACCCUCCUCUUCAGGAAUAAAAGGAAGUUUAUUAUUAAAUAGUUCAGCCGACAUUUCUGUAACUUCAGCAGGAUGAAGUUCUGCUUCAUGCCUCCGAGGUGACGAAGUUUGUAGAAAUCUCUCGUGUCGGUUAUAACCUGAGGUGUAAUGUGCUUAUCAUGAGACUGAUAACCAACCUUCAGGAGCCGACAUGCCCUGGCAGUAAAAAAUCAAACACUAAAUGUCCAGAUUUAGAAUUGAGAAUAUUACACUCUCAUUCAUCAUCAUAUACAGGACUACAGAGUCAGUUAUGUCACACAGUCGCCUGAUAUCUAGCCAAUCAGAUUGUGUUGUGGGUGGGACAAAGUAGUGCUGGAAAGUAGAGCCAAAGGGAAUGAAGCGCUGACAGCAGAGCAAAAAUAUAAAUUAUUUUAAUAAAUUAUAAUAAAUGUUAAUUAAUUUUUAUCAGCCGUCUGUGAAAUUAAAGGUCGAUCCAGAUAAUCAGCUGAAUAUUGGCUCUUAUAAUCGGCCUUUUGCUGAUAAUCAGUCGACCUCUAUAACUUCAGUUCUGAAAUGAUUGUUAUGUGAACGAUGCUGAGACACAUUUGCAAUCUAAGAUAAUUUAGUUUUGUUUUGAAACGACCUUGGGAACUCUGACUGAAGCAUCAGAAUGAUAGGAGUUUGACCUUGUCUUUACCGCCCGAUUAUAGGAAAGAGUACGUCUUCAAACGCGCUCUGUGAUGUGAGUGUGAGAACAGGGGGAGACCUGAGGUGGAAACUGAUCAAUGCAGGUCACAACAUUUAGGCAGGUCUGCAUGACUAAUGUCAGUCAGAAUCAUGAGAAUUUACAGUUAACAGUGAUGUAGUGACAGCUGUUAUGAAUGAGUGAUCCUCAGCAUGUCUAAGAGGAGGAGGAGGAGGAGGAAAGAAGCAGCACGUGUUCAAAUAUGUCUAAAAUGAUCCAAGUCUUUGUUUUUGUCUUUCAUUACUGUCUGUGCGGUGUAUCUGGACCUUUUUACAGCUGACUGUGCAGACAUCAUGUUGCUAUCAUUCAAGAUACCCGUCUCUAAUAAAUGGUCAGUUGAUGUGAUAUUAAAGGUCUUUGGCAGCGCGGCGUUUGAAAACACAACCACAAAAGGAACAAAGUCCAAGUUUCAGGGCCGGACAUUUUCAUAUUGACUGUACAGACUGUACGAGCUUCACCUCUGACCUCCUUAUUUCCCUUUUCUCUUUCUUCAUGCGGUGAAUUUUGAUCCUCUGGGGUUCAGGUGAGGCUGAGGUGUCAGAAAGGAAUCCCUCCGGCCCUCCGUGGUCGUGCCUGGCUCUACCUGUCAGGGGGGAAGAUGAAGAAAGAGCAGAACCACGGGAAGUUUCAGGUCAGAGAGUCUCGCUCUUUCACUUCCUCACCACUGCUGUGUUUUUGCUCUAUUUUGGUCUCAUUUCAAUUUUUACAUUUCAUCCGAAACGCUAACUGAAACUGGUCAUGCCCCAGGAGCUGCUUUUAAUGUCAGUGUUGGCAGCUACUUUAGAUUGACUACAGCACCUUUGAGUUUUUGUCACAUUUAAAUAUAAAAUAUGUAAAAUUUUCACCAGAGAUGUUUGGAUUUCUGUUCAGAGAUGGUCGUUUAAAGUUGUUGUUAGAGCUUUUGUCGACCCACCCAGGAGGUUCUUCCUCUGUUGAGUCUGUUUUAGAGACUCUCCUCUGUCUGAGUGGGCCUCAAAGCUGUCCUGGUGUUAUAAAAGCGUCUCACCUGAAACUCUUUGUGUUGAUUCAGGAGCUGGACAGCCAACCCGGAGACCCCAAAUGGAUAGAUGUGAUUGAGAAAGACCUCCACCGUCAGUUUCCCUUUCACGAGAUGUUUGUGUCUCGAGGAGGACACGGGUAAGCUGUCCGAUAAGAAGUGACAUUAAACACUGAUAAGUGAAGGUAAAGUGGUUUUGUAAACUCUGAGUGUUGUCACCGUUGACAGGCAGCAGGACCUGUUCCGUGUCCUGAAGGCCUACACUCUGUACAGACCCGAGGAGGGGUACUGCCAGGCUCAGGCGCCCAUCGCUGCUGUUCUGCUCAUGCACAUGCCUGCCGAGGUACGCCUCCUCCUCCUCCUCCUCCUCCUUUACCACCAACACCAAAUAAACUGCCAUGUUUGGUGCGGGUGGACCGUCACCAUGUGUUUGUAAUAGUCUGAAGACUUUGUGGUGUCUGUCUGUCUGUCUGUCUGUCUGUCUGUCUGUCUGUCUGUCUGCAUGAGCGCUUCAACACAAAGCUCUAAAGUUUUCCGCCUUUAAGAGUCAAACCCACCCAAAUAUAACAAUCACACAUGGCCUCUCUUUUAUUUUUAGAGAAUUUCCAGAGCUUUUUUUACUUUGAGACCUUGAAGGAGACUAUUUUUAAGCUGAACGGCUCAGAGACAGACUGUACAGAAAAUGUCAGCUGGAGAUAAAUCUUUGAGCUGCUGCAGAAAACAACAGAACAGCAGCCGUGGUGACCGUUUCAACGCUUUUUUACUCACAGUUUGAAGCUUUUAGUGUCAAUGAAGAAGUUUUCUCUGUAGGAUAUUGUGAACCCGUUAAUUAGAUUUAGUUUGAGUCAAUUCAUCAUUCUCAUGAAGUUGUAAAAAUCAUCAACCUCCCCUGUGUAAUAAACUGCUCUAGAGAAAAAUACUCAAACUGAAUCAGUCCUGGUAGAUUAUAGGUUCACAUUCUUGUUCAUGUAUAAAACUUUGUGAAAUGACCCUUUAAUGAAAAUCUCUAGACUGAUUAACUCGUGUAAUAACUUGUUUUUGGUCAAACUCGAGUUAUUUUCUGCUUUAGAAACUGAAUUAUGCUGCAUUUGAGUUUCCUCAGAAGUCAGAUGUCGGAGCUGAAAAUGACGUCACACCAGAGUUCACAGCGUUUCAGUUACCAAGUCGGAAAAAAGCAAAAUCGGAGGCCUGAAACAAGAUGGCUACAUCUACGCACGCUAUUUUAGUGCUUUCCUUAGAUUCUGACUUGGUAACUGAAACGCUGGGAACUCUGGUGUGGCGUCAUUUUCAGCUCCGACGUCUGACUUCUGAGGAAACUCGAACGCAGCAUAGAAGAGAAUAUCCAGAGAGGAGGACCAGUGGUUCAACAGUUUGCUGAGGCCCCAAAAACAGAUGCUUCAGUCCCUGUCACUGUUUCAUCUCCGUGUCGAUCUUCUUCUGUCCUUUCUAAUAAAUACAAAACAACCAAAAUGUAAUUGUAAAACUUAAAUAAGAACAACAGUUGAGUAGGUCAUGUAAAAAUCCAGUGAGAUGUUGUUCUGCGCUAUCACAGAUGAAAUGAACCCACAUAGACGUGAUGCUGCAGAGAGUGUGGGUUUGUUUUUGUCCUGUAUGUGACCUGUCUCACAGGAGGGGUUUGGGAACUCAUUCACAGUUUUCAUGGAUGAGAUUUUAGGAUUAUUUUAGCAGUUCUAGGUAUUUUUUCUGUUAUUAACCUGCCCUCCGUGUGAACGCUCAGACCUCCUGUAAGUCCGUGAAUGUUUCUCUGACGUCAUCUUCUGUGUGUUUCCUCAGGACGCCUUCUGGGGGCUGGUCCAGAUUUGUGAGAAGUAUCUUCCCGGCUACUACAGUCCCGGCCUGGUGAGACUGAAACACCUGAAACUGAUGAUGACAUCUCUAGGUGUUGGACAUGUGCUGAGAAAGUGACGUCAUGUGACUCUGUUGUUCCAAGAACUAGAAUCCAGAUGAAUAAUCUGGACUUUGUUCACUCUGCAGCAGCAACAAGAACAACAACAACAACACUCACACGGGUUUCACAAUAAUCACAGCCAGUGUGGAAAACAUAGUGAUGAAACCGACAACAGGGCGUUGUCUGCUCCGUUAGAUCAGGAUUAAACUCUGGAUUAUUUACUCAUGUUGGAUUACAACAGGAUGAAUUCAGAGAGGUUUAUUUUUAGUGAAUAUGUGUGUGUGUCAGGUGUCGUGUGUCAGCGGACUCUUUUCUUUUCUUCUCAAUCUUUUCGACCUGCGUCUCUUUCAGGAAGCGAUUCAACUGGACGGGGAGAUCCUGUUCGCUCUGCUGCGCCGCGUCUCCCCGUUAGCUUACCGCCAUCUGGAGAAACACAAGAUCGACCCCAUCCUCUACAUGACCGAGUGGUUCAUGUGCGCCUUCUCCAGGACGCUGCCCUGGGCGUCUGUGCUGCGUGUCUGGGACAUGUUCCUCUGCGACGGUAACAGUUACUCACAACAGCAUGAACAUCUGCAGUAUCUGAGAAGUUCAUCGCUACGACGCUUAACCACAUGACUCUGCUUGCUCUAUUAGGGGUGAAGAUCAUCUUCCGUGUGGGUCUGGUGCUGCUGAAAUGCAUGCUGGGUACCCGGGAGAAGCUGAAGGCCUGCCAGGGCCAGUAUGAAACCAUGGAGCUCCUGAGGGCCGUGGAGCCUCGAUACAUGCAGGAGGGCUUCCUCGUCCGAGAGGUAAGAGCGACCUGAUGAAGUGACUCAGUCAGUCCGUUACCGUGACACUCGAGAAAACCGAAUUAUCGCCUUAUUCCGAUAAAGACCGGACAACUGAAGGUCAUGUAAACACCUUAGUCCGACUAUAAUCAGAGUUUGAGAACUCAGAUUAAGACACCCAGAUAAUACGAUUGGAAUUCAGUCAGAGUAUGACAAUGCAUGUGUGCCACGCCCCUGUAACCCCGUAACCAAACCCCCAGAGUAGAGGAGUAGCGUUGGUCUCCUCUUUAGAAAAAGUAGCGCGUCCAUCAUGUCGGACAAAAACAACGCUGUACGAUGCUCCAUCUUCUCGUUUCUCCAAAAUGCCCAGCAGCAGUUGUAGACACUUCUGACGUCUGACACCGACCUGCUGUUGUUGUUGACGGUUGGAUGGGGUCGGAAACAGGUGAAACAUGUAAACGAGAACAAGGAGAGAAGUCUGAUUCAGAGAAAAGGACGAAUUAUGAGUUUAGUCCGAUUAAACUGUGACUGUAAACGAACUGAGUGUCACAGAGGUCGGCUGGAGGAGCUGCUGCUGUCAGUCUCUAGUCUCCCAAAUGUUAACCUGUAAAUAAGAUGAUAAACUGAGAAUUAUUAAAAUGUUUAGGCUUUGAAAAGGUCAUGAGGAAUCAAACUUUUGAUUAAAAAGAGUGAAGAGGUUGAAAGUUAUAAUCAGUGAGAGGAAACAAAUCGAUUAAUAUAGAAGAGCUUUUAUUUUCAAGGUAAAGAUUUCAGAAAAACGAUCAUUAAAAAACGGUUCUUUAAUUCACAUUAUAAACAUCAGAGGAGGGACGAGAACGUUCUGGAAUAAAACUCCUGUAAACUAGUAUUAUUGAAUUAAUCUCAGACUGUAGAGACUCAGCUCAGUCUUUUUGGUGUUUUUACAGUGUUGUAGAGUGAAGGUAUCUUUUAGGGCCAAUAAGGAUGCUGCUGCUUUGUUUGGUUGUCAAAUAUAAUCCUCAUGUGAGGCGUCUCUCUUACAUUUGCCACAUACUGGGAAAUUACCAUAACCUGGAAACAUCCAAACCAGCAGGACUAAUGGAAAAGUGAGAAACUGCAGGUUCAUAAACAUCACAGCGUGCACUUCUCCUCCUGUGUUUUUUCAUGACAUUGAAAUGACAUUGAAAUGUAGAAAGUCCAGGACAGAAACCGUCUUUGUUACCGCCAUGAUAUCACCCCGGUGUAAUCCUGUAACGGCGUGUUAGAGUGUUGUGUCAGCCGCCGACAGUGGGUUUUCAUAACUGCAGCCGAGGAAACAGACUCUGAGUAUUGAAGUGAAAUAGAGACUGAUUGAGCCGAGUGUUGGCUGCUCAGUGUCUGCUUCCUGUGCCCAGCUUUGUGAGAGUCUCUGUCCGCCGUAACAAAGCCUCCUCUCAGAAGACGGUUGUCCUGACACCAGCCCUGAGGCUCUGUGGCAUUUACAGACAAAGAUCACAUUUUUACACAAUGCUCAGGCAUGGGAGAACAUGCUGUAUUUUCCAGCAGAGGCCGGUCAUUUCUUUUUCCUCCUGUUUCCUCUGAAAAGGAUCUAUAUGUUACUGACUCAGCUGUGACCUGCUGACGUGUCUCUUCCUGUUGCAGAUCCUCGAAGUCCCAGUGACGGCGCGAGAGGUGGAAAGAGAGAAUCACACCCAGCUGAAGCGCUGGAAGAAGAACCGCGGAGAGCUGAACUUCAAGUCACCCCCGAGGAUGCACGGCGCUCGCCUCAUCAUGAUGGCUGAGCCGCCGAGGCGCCAAGACCUGCAGCAGAACCCCACCAUCGUGCUCGAGGUGCCCCAGCCCACCCCGAAGCUGAAGAAGGGCAGAGAGGAGAAGAAGAGUAAGAAAAAGAGGAGCAUUAAGAAGUCCCAGCCCAUCGAGGACAUCCCCAAUCCAUACUCUCUGCCCACUGACCUUCCACCGCCGCCCACCACUGCCCCAGCCCCGCCCCCCGUCAGCAGCAGGACCUUAGAGACCGUGUCAGAGACUGAAACAGACCCGACCGACCAGCAGCCGCCUGCAGACCCUCCUUCUGCCAAAGAAUCUCCUCUCAAGCAAUCGACGAACAGCCUUAGCAGCACAGAGCAGGACACCUACCUGUAGCUCUGCAGCAGAGUGCCGACUCCUCCUGUGUGCGCGCGUGUGUGUUCGUGUGUGUGUGUACCUGUGUGUUUUGAUGAAGCACCAGCACUCUACAGCCAACAACCAGCCUGCCUUACCGAGCUCUCUGAUUGGUUGGCAUCACUAUUACUCUCCUGUUGGACUGUUGUGUAUUCAUGUAUUCAUUUAAACCUGUUUUGCCUACAAUAUUAUCAAUAUCUACACUAAAGCAUCUCCGCUGAGUGUACGUCUUUGAUGCUAACGCUGUUUCUACUCUUGGUGCUCUAGACCACAAGUCUUAUUUUUCUGUUUGCACAGGAGACAUGUUACUGAGUCUUUGGGAGGCGGUUUAAAGGUUUCAGUGGGAGGGGCCACAGCUUAGGCUGUUCUUCGUUACAUUUCCCUUCAUAUUCAACACUAUUGAGUACUUAAACUGUGCAACAAGGGGCGUAAACUCGUGUCUUUUUCUGAUGCCCUUAUUUUUAAUUCAGGGUUUCGUCCACUAGAGGGCAGCCUUGCAGAGUUACAUUCUCUCACAGCAGAAAUCAGGUUUCUUUAAUUUGGUUUGGGAGGUUUUCUCUUUCUGAGGUUGUUUUUAGUUGGAAAGUUUGUGCAUUUCAUCAUCGUACCCGUGCGCACGGCGUCGUCUUUUUCUACAAGCACUAUUUAUUUAAAAAGAACCGUUUCAGGAUGACAUACCCUGCUGGUGCACAGGUGGUCUUAUUUUCCCAUCAGCUGUGGAACUGAUGUGGUUUAACUCUGUGUGAACUCCAACACUCACUGUGCCAAGCACUUUGUGCCACUUUAGAGCAGCACUAUCUCAUGAGUUUGGCAGCGGAGAGGAGAAAACUGGACAUUCCUCACUGUAAGACACAUUCCUGCCUUGUUCAAUCUAAUCAGUGAAAAGCUGUGUCUGGCCAAAUGCAGUUCUGUGUCAUGUAUGUGAUUGUGCUCAUGUUUCCUGAGUUAACUUGGACAGUUGGUGGUUUGAAAAUCGCUCACUGUGCCUGACCUCCAUGUUGGGAUUCGUUGAAUAUCCAGUCGAGGCCAAGAAGAUCCUGUAGUGUCAAGUUUUCUCAAAUUAUGUGCUAGAAUUUCCAAAGCAGAUAAAGACAGUGUUGUUUUGUGAUUUGUUUGACCGCCACCUGUGAUCAGGUUUAUUCUGUUGUUACAUCGAAGAGGCAUCAUGUGAUUUCAAGGUAUUUUGGGAUAUUUUUAUCAUUUCUUCUUACAAAAAAAAAAGAGCUGGAUCAUUUCUUUGGGAGAUAUGGAAAUAUUCAGGGUUGGGGGCUCUUUUCGCUCCUUUCAAACCUUUUGGACAAUCUCUGUUUUCUAACUUUUAUCAAAAUGCCAAAAGGUAAAGGGAGUCUGACAAGCAUGAGGACCCGUGUUAAAUGUGUUUAAUACUAAAAGGGCCUCUGGUAAAGAACAAAAAAUGUGUUGGUCUAUUUUAAAAGGUAAAGAGUGGGUUUAAAAAGAUUGAAAAAAAAAAAACAUUUUCCUUAUGCAAUAGUUUUCUAACUGCUUAUAUUACACCUCACAUUUCGCUGACGCUACUUUUUAAUUUAAUGCUCAUUGUGUAGAUAAAACAUGUAAAAUAACGAUUUGUUUUGUAAUGAAAUCUAUUUUUCAAACUUUAAUGCUAUAUUUUAUUGUUACAGAAACUGAUCUCUGAAUCAUUUGAAAAGAUUUGAUCGACAUUUGUAACACUAGACAGAAAUUAAUCAGAAAAUGAAGAGUAAGUUUUUUCAAGUUUUCAAGUUUUCUUACUCUAAUGACAUAUUGGUAAAAUAUUACCAUUCACAUUUGGGAUAUAUGAGACAUAUAAGCAAGCAUGGGGCAGUAUGCAUUAUCAUGAGUUUCAAUUCUUCAAAUAAAAAUUUCUGAAAAGCUGAAAAA
This is a messenger RNA of Xyrichtys novacula (pearly razorfish), 14006 nucleotides long. The record is from the annotation of a GenBank genome assembly. Lineage: Eukaryota; Metazoa; Chordata; Actinopteri; Labriformes; Labridae.